Molecule: messenger RNA, 2658 nt
Organism: Anopheles cruzii
Lineage: Eukaryota; Metazoa; Arthropoda; Insecta; Diptera; Culicidae
Gene: qm
Product: terpene synthase
Exons: 5
Coding region: 1-960 (319 amino acids)
Biological process (GO): isoprenoid biosynthetic process
Molecular function (GO): prenyltransferase activity
Source: RefSeq, a predicted model, not a curated record
AUGAGCGAGUUUAACGAAAUCCUCGCCAAGUGUCGUGAUAAAUCUUGCCAAAAAGACCAGGAUGAGACCCUGCUGCAACCGUUCGCGUACAUCCAGCAAAUCCCGGGCAAGCAAGUGCGCUCGAAACUGGCUCUGGCCAUAAACCACUGGCUCGCGAUCUCGAUCGAGAAGCUAGCCCCGAUCAGUGAGAUUGUGCAGAUGCUGCAUAAUUCAAGUUUACUCAUCGACGAUAUCGAAGACAAUUCCAUUCUCCGCAGGGGCAUUCCGGUGGCGCACAAGAUCUACGGUGUGGCGAGCACCAUCAACGCGGCCAACUACGUGCUGUUUUUGGCACUGGAAAAGGUGCAGCAACUGGGGCACCCGGACGCGACGCGGGUCUACACGGAGCAGCUCCUCGAGCUGCACCGUGGCCAGGGCAUGGAGAUCUACUGGCGCGACAACUUUGCCUGCCCCACGGAAUCGGAGUACAAGCAGAUGACGAUCCGGAAGACGGGCGGGCUGUUUAUGCUGGCCAUCCGGUUGAUGCAGCUGUUCAGCGAGAACAAAAAGGACUUUAGCAAACUGGCCGCCAUCCUGGGGCUGUACUUUCAGAUACGGGACGAUUACUGCAACCUUAGCAUGAAGGAGUACUCGGAGAAUAAGAGCUACUGCGAGGACCUGACCGAGGGCAAGUUCAGCUUCCCCAUCAUACACGCGGUCCAGACGCAGAAGCAUGACAAACAGGUUCUGCACAUUCUCCGGCAGCGCACGCGGGACGUGGAGGUCAAACGGUACUGCAUUUCGCUGCUCGAGAAGCUGGGCAGUUUCCAGUACACGCGCGAUGUGCUGGAUUCGCUCGACCAAGAGGCCCGCAACGAGGUGGAAAGUCUUGGACCAAAUCCAAUAAUGGAGGCGCUGCUAAACGAUUUGCUUAGCUGGAAGAGUGCCAGCGACGCGAUGGACGAAUCGAAGGAACAAUAGAUGGGCGACGGGCCUCCUCGCGGGGGCGCUUUACCCGCUGGUCUUUAAAAGCAUUUAUGGAACGACGAAUGGUGCGGCCGUGGUCGGACCAACCAAUCGAUAUUUCCUUCGCCAGAGUAUUACAACGUGUGGCUUUCGGGUUUUCGCGACUUUGUGAGUGACAAUAAGUAGUAGAACCGUGUUCCGUUUACUAUAGGAUACUUUACCUCUCAAAGAAACCCUCUCCGGCCCGGGGUCAAAAGGUGGCGCGAGUUGUCUGCUUUGUUGCCUCGUUCUAAUAUGCUAGCCGACCUCCACAUUCUGCGGGGUUCACGCUUAUGUGCCCCUUUCGUAGAACUGCCUCGUAGAAACAUACGCGAUCGAUCGCGAUCGUGCCGUAACGUAAUUCCUUCCCCCUGCAGGGCCUCUAUUUAGGAUUAGGCUUGUACAUAUAUUUCGUUGCCUCUAAAGUUUGUCGCGGUCAGAGUCAGAACGGUAUUAAUCACCGGGCGCAAGGUGACCCACCAAAUGCACUGCGGUUUGUAGUUACUUUUUUUUUUAAGUGUUCACUCGAUUUAUUUAAUAGGCACACUCCUCCGCCGUGUUACGUUGGCGCAGUUAGCCGAAAAUAGAAGUGGAAUGAUCUGUUAUUUUUUAACCAAGCGAGAGAACGGUUGAUUUGGUUGAGUUUCCCCUUUCGUUUGCUGUUCGAGUGGCCGCGUAUCCGAAACUGGACAACUCGCAAAGCUUGGCGCUUGAAGAGCGAACCAUCUCGAAUAAUAGAGAGAGGCUCGUCCACUAGUCCUGCAUCCUGCAUCGUCUGAGCGAUCGACAAUAACGUGCUCUAGAAAGUGGUAGUAAAAUUACACAAAUGUCUUCCGGUGGCACGCACACGACAGGAGGAAACAUAUCGAGAGUCUAAUGAUCUCAUGCAGCGAUAGUGACUGGCGCCCUGUAACACUGGAGGGCUUAAAUGACGGCAGAACCCAAUGAUGUCUGCAAACAUAAUACCUAAUCGAAUUGGUGAUUGACAAUAACGACUAGAUUUUUAGACAGAAUUCCGAAUAUUAGAAGUAACGUUCUCCUAAAACUCUCAAAACUCUACAGCAUAUCAAGGAAUAUCGAUGGGCUUUUGAAGAAUUGCUAGAAGCGCAAGUUGCAUAUUAAUCAACUAAUAUGAAGUGCACCACAUCCCCGCUGAAGAAUUCUUUUGGCCUUUUCUUUCACGAAUUGCUUUAUGGUUUUUAUUUAGCUUUAUUCUAUUAUAUUUUGUUUGCCCCCGGCCCAUUGUCGGCCGAGCUCGUUUUGAUCCACUGUUAUUUGUCUUUUGUCCUAUUCGUAGCGAUUAAAUUGAUCUACCUUUCUUUUUUAUUUUAUUUUAAGAAUCCUUAACAGAGCUACAACGUAUUGGCUCCUAAUCCUUCCUCGUGUCUCCUCUUUUUACUGCUAAAAUCUUUCAAUCAGCACUGACUAGUGUAUAAUUUUGUUUCUACUUUCACUGGAUCGCCGUUUCGGUCCGUUUAUUGCCUUUUGCUUAUCGAUAGUGCUCGCGACGCAGCUACGUGUCUCUCCUUUAUACAGAACGAAUGUGACGAACAUUUCGCAACACCUUUAGUAGUAAGAACGGGAACGCUAUCUAAAAACGUACGAUAAUUUAGGCAAAUAAAUAAAUGCAAACGCUUACGCGGCCCGCUUCUCGCCCGCCUAGGGUUUACUCGU